Paramuricea clavata is the source of this 257-nucleotide messenger RNA. The record is from the annotation of a GenBank genome assembly. NCBI's taxonomy places the organism in Eukaryota, Metazoa, Cnidaria, Anthozoa, Malacalcyonacea, Plexauridae.
CGUGCAAUAGAACGCAUUGACGAUCGACAAAUUCAGAAUGAUCUUGGUAUUUUGGUGUCUGAAUUGCAAUCAUUGUGCAAUAGUUACGACGCGCUUUGGAUCAGAAAUGAGAACUUAGCUAACCCGCUGAGUUUUACUUUUCCAUUAGAGGGAAUUGUUCAAAAAGGAAGAAGACGAUACAGUCUUCUGCAGAAUGCUUUGACCAACUUACAUGGAUACACCGCAGCUGAUGGUCUCAAGUUGCUGUGGAAAUUGGA